Messenger RNA from Agrilus planipennis (emerald ash borer), 752 nucleotides. RefSeq lists its product as uncharacterized. Lineage: Eukaryota; Metazoa; Arthropoda; Insecta; Coleoptera; Buprestidae. The record is from RefSeq and is a predicted model, not a curated record. The transcript has 3 exons. Bases 94 to 687 code for a protein of 197 amino acids.
UUUUUAUGCGGUACACGAUAUAAGACACGCAUUGAUUUCUUGAGCAAUAUAGAACAAUUGUACUUUUCUAGCAACAAAUAAGAAGCAGCAAAAAUGUUUAAAUUACUUUUCACGAUUGCUUUUCUUGCAUUAAUAACGUAUUGUUAUUCACAAAUCGCGUCACCUGGCCAGUGUGCAGAUAGAACACAAUUAAAAGCGGCAGAAGAUUAUGAUUUUGCUGGGUAUGUAGCUACUGGCAGGCUAUGGUACACUAUUUUUACGUAUAACACGCCGGGCGACUGCCUGUAUCUGAAUAAUACCAUGACAUCAAACGUAACCGCGAACUUCUUCUGGUCUGUAAAAAAUUUAACUUCUGGAACAUGGGAUAGUAGGUCUGGUGUAACAACAUGGACACCGAGCAGUGGUAAACGUGAUGGGAUUUUAACAAUCAGAAGAUCCUCCGAUCCUAGCAAUCCAUUGGUAUAUAAAAUGCUUGGAACUGAUCGUGAUAGGUACAGCGUUGAUUACAGAUGCGUCGAUGUAAAUAGCACAAGCAGAAUCGAAAUACUAUUUGCGAGAAGCAGAAGUAGGAGUUUCACACCACAAUCAUCAGCUCCGGUUUUCCAAAUUCUUGAAGAUAAUGGUCUCUCUGAUUUAGCCGCAGAAUUAGUAUAUGCUAUACAGGACCCAAAUGUUUGUACACCAUAAAAAUCACAGCAGAAUUUGUGAAUUUUGUAUGAAAUUAAGCACUAUUAAAUUUGUCAGCAUGUAAA